CUCGUUCAAUGUCGGUCGCGCCUUCCCAGCGCAGACGUAGCGGCACCCAGCAGCGUCCAGAAGGCGACGCCCCGGCAGCGAAACAUGCAUCGACGCUCGCUCACGGCCGCGCCCAGCGCUGCUCAACACCCCCCGUGCCCUGUCCCGAGUACCCUCAUUCGUCGGCACCACCCAGCUUGAUGCCAAGUGCACCUCCUUGGCAUGCCACCUUCGCCCGUGUUUAAUAUAUAAGGCGUGAGGUUGAACCCGGCCCUCAGCUCCUUGGCUACAGUCUUCGCACUUCUUGUCCUUCCUUACCUCCUCCAGGGCGCUUGGUACCAAGCUCGGCAAAAGCUUCAACCAUGGCCAACAAGACCUCCGGCGGGAACAACGCGUUCCACAACUUCCACAAUGACUUCGCCCACAUCGAAGACCCCAACGAGCGCCGUCGGCUGGCCCUCGCCGAGAUCGACAAGGCCCCGUUCGGCUGGUAUCACGUUCGUGCAGUCUUGGUGGCCGGCACUGGUUUCUUCACCGACAGCUACGACAUCUUCUGUGUCUCGUUGCUCUGUAUCAUGCUGGGCAUCGUCUACAAGCACGACAACAAGGGUGUCUUGUUGACCCCCCAGGAUACUGCCAUCAAGCUGUCAACCUCGGCCGGUACUGUCAUCGGUCAGGUCGGCUUCGGUGCCCUUGCCGACAUUGUCGGUCGCAAGAAGAUGUACGGUCUCGAGCUGAUCCUCAUCAUUGUCGCUACGCUUGCUCAGGCCCUCACCGGCCCGGGCCCAGGGACUAGCAUCGUUGGUUUGAUCAUCUUCUGGCGUGUACUCAUGGGCAUUGGUAUUGGCGGAGACUACCCUCUUUCGAGCAUCAUCACAUCCGAGUUCGCUACCACCAAGUGGCGUGGUGCAAUGAUGGCCGCCGUCUUCUCCAUGCAAGGUCUCGGACAGCUUGGCGGGGCCCUCGUCAUGCUCUGCUUGACUGCUGGUUUCAAGGACUCUCUUUCCACCGCAGUCAAGACCAAAGCCACCGCAGGCGUUCCUGCGACCACAAACUACCAAAACUGCACUGGAGAAUGCGCCGUCUCUGUUGACAAGAUGUGGAGAGCUCUUAUCGGUAUUGGCAUCGUGCCCGCCGCGAUUGCUCUCUACUACCGUCUCACCAUCCCUGAGACCCCACGUUACACCUUUGACGUUGCUCGUGACGUCGAGAAGGCUAACGCUGAUACGGAGAAGUACCUCUCAGGCAAGUACGGCGAGGGCCACCCCGAUGAGAUCCAAGCUGUCGCCGCUCGUCGUGCUUCCGUCGAGCAACUUCACGUGCCCAAGGCUUCAUGGUCCGACUUCUUCCGCUUCUACGGCAAGAUCCGCAACGGCAAGAUCCUAUUCGGAACUGCAAUGUCCUGGCUGUUGCUCGACGUUGCCUUCUAUGGGCUCGGUUUGAAUGCUUCCACCGUCCUUACGGCUAUUGGCUACGGAAGCGGUGCCAACGCCUAUCACCAGCUGUACAACCUUGCCGCUGGUAAUGCCAUCCUAACCUGUGCCGGUGCUAUUCCUGGAUACUGGCUUGCUGUGGCCACCAUCGACACGGUUGGUCGCAAGCCCCUCCAACUGAUCGGCUUCAGCUUCCUCACCAUCCUCUUCAUCGUCUGGGGUUUCGCCUACCACCACCUGUCCAGCCAUGCGAUGCUUGCCAUCUACAUCCUCAUCCAGCUCUUCUUCAACUGGGGACCCAACACUACCACUUUCAUUGUACCCGGCGAGUGCUUCCCUACCCGUUACCGUUCGACCUCGCACGGUAUCUCUGCCGGCUCCGGAAAGAUUGGAUCCAUCAUUGCCCAGGGUGCCAUUGCUCCUCUGCGCACUCGCGGUGCCGUCAAGAGUGGAGACUCUCCAUGGCUCAACCACGUCAUGCAAAUCUUCUCUGCUUUCAUGUUCGCCGGUGUCUUCACCACGCUGCUCAUCCCCGAGACUAAGCGCAGGACGCUUGAGGACCUUGCUAUGGACUGGGACAUGGGUGAUGAGAGCAUUACCGGAGCGCCUGCUGUCAACAAGUCUACGGACGCCAACAGCGACGAGCCCCACGAGCCCAAGACCGUUUAGGAUAUGGAGCGUCGUGGAGGAAGUGUAGCGCAGGGGUGGGCGCUUUUCAGUCACUUCUGCCAGAGGAUAUAGCCUUGGCGAAGUCCGUGUAUAAUUUAAUACUCUGCAUACCCCGUUAGGCCAGAUUGUAUGUACCAUCGGUCGCUUCAAUGUCAAUACUACUUCAUAACUUGAA
Messenger RNA from Paraphaeosphaeria sporulosa, 2256 nucleotides. RefSeq names its product inorganic phosphate transporter 1-6 /Pi cotransporter. The record is from RefSeq and is a predicted model, not a curated record. Gene Ontology annotation, molecular function: phosphate transmembrane transporter activity. Gene Ontology annotation, cellular component: membrane. The transcript has 4 exons. Bases 342 to 2081 code for a protein of 579 amino acids. NCBI's taxonomy places the organism in Eukaryota, Fungi, Ascomycota, Dothideomycetes, Pleosporales, Didymosphaeriaceae. Gene Ontology annotation, biological process: transmembrane transport; phosphate ion transport.